AUGGAAGAUUUGGACUUUCCGAUUUGCAUACUGAAGAUGAACCUCCAAUGUUGCCAAGACUUUCCUUGUCUGGUCAAGAAGCGUCUGCGAGAAGUAAAAGGGGUUUACGCCAUAACCAUAGACCCAGCCAAGGGUCUGAUUUUGGUCUCCGGCACAGCCGAACCUCCUCUGCUUAUCAAAGCCAUCGAAAAAAUCGGACAAAGUCCGCCACUUUACGCCUACGAAAAAGAACCAACUAAGGCUAAGACCCAGUUCAAGGCCUUGCUUAAGCGUUACGCCACCGAGGAGCGUCAAGACGAACUGCCACCAACCGCUGAUGAUGCCGGAGCUUGCCCCGGGAAAUCGGGACCACCACCCACAGCCGAUGCUGGAGCUUGUCCAGCACCAAUUUCGGGUUUCGGCUACUCGGGACAGCCGAUGAUGCCGAUAUUUACGUUGCCUCAGACUAUGGGUCCUCCGGGAUGGUUAGCCCCGGGGACAAAACCGAGGCUGAUGGUGAGAUACGAGGAGCCAGAGAUGAAGACGAGGAAGGCCCCGGCGCCUUAUCCCUUCGAUUUCUACGAGAGCAAAGGGUUCCCUGCAUCAGAUUCCCUUUUCAAGUAUUUCAGCGAUGAUCACGCUCAACCUUGCACCAUCAUGUGA
Molecule: messenger RNA, 642 nt
Organism: Eutrema salsugineum
Lineage: Eukaryota; Viridiplantae; Streptophyta; Magnoliopsida; Brassicales; Brassicaceae
Product: heavy metal-associated isoprenylated plant protein 42
Exons: 3
Coding region: 1-642 (213 amino acids)
Molecular function (GO): metal ion binding
Source: RefSeq, a predicted model, not a curated record